Messenger RNA from Oppia nitens, 1403 nucleotides. Its product is annotated as 2-(3-amino-3-carboxypropyl)histidine synthase subunit 1-like. NCBI's taxonomy places the organism in Eukaryota, Metazoa, Arthropoda, Arachnida, Sarcoptiformes, Oppiidae. The transcript has 2 exons. Gene Ontology annotation, molecular function: 2-(3-amino-3-carboxypropyl)histidine synthase activity. Gene Ontology annotation, biological process: protein histidyl modification to diphthamide. The record is from RefSeq and is a predicted model, not a curated record. The coding region runs from base 144 to 1403 and encodes 419 amino acids.
AGAUUUGAUAUUAAAAUCCCGUAAUUUAUGAUUCAAUAUAUUGUGUAAAACAUGUGAUUCACACAACACUUGCAUUUCAUAACACAUUUGAUUUUAAUUUAGUGUUUGAUUAAACUGAUCAUCAAUUUGUUAGCAAACAAGACAUGUCUUUAUCAACUGAUCCACAGGUGAUUCACGCGAAACCAGUGACCGAACGAAAGCGUAUUAUAGGAUCUGUGAACAAGAAUCAGAUCCCGAGCGACAUAUUGGACAACAAAGAGCUGAACCACUCGAUCGCCACAAGACUUCCCAAUAAUUAUAACUUUGAAUUUCAUAAAAUCAUUUGGAGGUUAAAGACAUGUAAUGCUCGGAGGGUUGGUCUCCAGUUUCCCGAAGGACUCUUUGUCUUUGCCAUCACUAUUGCCGAUAUCAUUGAGCACUUUGCCGAAGUGGAUGUCAUCAUAAUGGGUGACGUGACAUACGGCGCGUGUUGUGUUGAAGACUUGAUGGCCGAUGCCAUGGACUGUGACUUUAUCGUACAUUUUGGUCACUCGUGUCUCAUUCCGGUCAACCAAAUGGUUAAUAAUAUCAAAGUUUUGUAUGUCUUUGUUGACAUCAAAAUAGAUUUAUGGCAUUUGAUUGAAACGAUUAAAACUAAUUUCAAUCCACAAACUCAUUACUUGUCGAUCUCUGGAACCGUUCAGUUUGUCUCAUCAAUACAUUCGGCGUCAAAAGAGUUGCGUCAAAGACAUGGUUUUCAAGUGUUAGCACCACAAGCAAAGCCUUUAUCACCGGGAGAAGUGUUAGGAUGUACUGCACCACAAUUACCACAAGAAGUUAAUACAAUUAUAUUUGUUGCCGACGGAAGGUUUCAUUUGGAAGCACUAAUGAUUGCCAAUCCAUCAGUGAAUGCAUUUAAAUACAAUCCUUAUAACAAAGAGAUUACACAAGAGUUUUAUGACUUCAAUAAAAUGAUGUCUUAUCGCAAAAAUGCCAUAAAUUCAGCCACAAAAGUGUGUACCGAUUCGGGUGUAUUUGGUAUCAUAUUGGGAACAUUGGGACGACAGGGAAAUCCUAAAGUACUAGAAAAUCUUAAGUCAAAUAUUUGUAAAUUUUCAAAAUGUCAAACAAUAAGUGUUUUAUUACCCGAAAUAAGACCCGAAGUUUUGGGUAUGUUUACUAAAGUGGACGCUUGGGUUCAAAUAGCUUGUCCUCGACUUAGCAUCGAUUGGGGCAAUAAUUUCACACAUAAACCUCUUUUAACACCUUUUGAAUUGAAUGUCACCUUAAAUACAGUUACGAAGGAAUUUAUAAGUUUGAAGAGUAAGUAUGCGAUGGACUUCUAUGAAACCAAUUCAUCCGGAAAUUGGACACCAAAUCAUAAGUGCAAUCAAAACUGUUGUUGUAAUGAAAAUAAUAAAUAA